Peronospora matthiolae is the source of this 744-nucleotide messenger RNA. NCBI's taxonomy places the organism in Eukaryota, Oomycota, Peronosporomycetes, Peronosporales, Peronosporaceae. The record is from the annotation of a GenBank genome assembly.
AUGGCGACUAAGAACCCGCGCAUCCUCGCCCUCUUCGACGUGGAUGGCACGCUCACGGUCGCCCGUAAGACUGCGACCACCAAGAUGCUGGUCCGUCUCCAGAAACUACGCAACCGCAUCACUAUUGGUGUCGUUGGUGGUUCAGACCUUGUCAAGCAAAAGGAGCAGCUGGGUGACAACGUGACCAACAACUUCGACUACAGCUUUUCGGAAAACGGUCUUGUGGCUUAUCACAAUGGGAAACUCGUGGGCGAGACGAACCUCAAAAGUCAGUUCUCGAACGAGCAGCUCAAUCAUCUCGUCAGCUUUUGCUUGCGGUACAUUGCAGACUUGGACAUCCCCGUGAAGCGCGGGACGUUCGUGGAGUUCCGAAUGGGCAUGAUCAACGUGUCCCCCAUUGGCCGCAACUGCUCCCAAGAGGAACGCGACGAGUUUGAAAAAUACGACCACAUCCACAAGAUCCGAGAAGUCUUUGUGGAGAAGCUCCGGGCUGAGUUUCCUCAGUACAAUCUGACGUUCUCCAUUGGUGGACAGAUAUCCUUUGACGUGUUUCCGAAGGGCUGGGACAAGACCUUUUGCCUUCGGUACCUGGAUGCAAAGGACUACGACGAGAUUCACUUUUUUGGCGACAAGACCAACAAGGGCGGCAACGAUUACGAGAUCUACACGAGCGACCGCACCAUUGGCCACUCGGUCAAGAACCCGGAGGAGACGAUCGCAAUCUUGGACCAGCUCUUUCCAUAG